CUGAUCGGGUGAAUUCGACCUGGGAACAGCUGAGGGAAAAGACGAACGCAAAGAUUAGUGUUUGAUUGAACCUCAAAAUCAACAUAUUUUAGGUCAAAAAAUCGAUAAAAGAAGGGGGUCUUCUAACAUGGUUUUUGCGUUAUGAGUUCAAGAGGGGUCUUCAAUCGUAGGGGGGUCCUCUAUUGUGUCCAUCCCUUUACAUGUUUUUUUCUCCAUACAGGUAACAUUUGAAGCUGUUGACCAUGAUCAAAAUACGCUUAUCCGACAUUUACACGAGCGUAUUACUGAUUUGAGAGAUGAUAAUAUUCGUUUACGACAACAAUCACGAUCAACGCCAACAGCAACAAUAACAUCACCGUCGAAUACGAGAGUAUAUUCGAAUGAUUUUAAUCGAUAUUCGUCAGACAAUAAAAAUGAUGAAUCGUUCAAUUCAAAUUUCACUGUGCAAUCUCAAAGUGGACGAAAUAUGACCUAA
Didymodactylos carnosus is the source of this 475-nucleotide messenger RNA. Lineage: Eukaryota; Metazoa; Rotifera; Eurotatoria; Philodinida; Philodinidae. The record is from the annotation of a GenBank genome assembly.